Messenger RNA from Sycon ciliatum, 2487 nucleotides. RefSeq names its product wee1-like protein kinase 2. The record is from RefSeq and is a predicted model, not a curated record. Gene Ontology annotation, cellular component: cytoplasm; nucleus. The transcript is spliced from 5 exons. Gene Ontology annotation, molecular function: protein tyrosine kinase activity; ATP binding. Gene Ontology annotation, biological process: protein phosphorylation; negative regulation of G2/MI transition of meiotic cell cycle. Lineage: Eukaryota; Metazoa; Porifera; Calcarea; Leucosolenida; Sycettidae. The coding region runs from base 300 to 1628 and encodes 442 amino acids.
UUGUCGACUUCUCGCACUUCUAGGAGAUUCCCGAACGAGUCCUGACUGGUUGCUUCAGACGAAACGAGUUGAGACAAGUCCCAAUUUAGAUAUUUUUAUUGCAAGAUGUACGAACAGUUCUCUGCUCCUGGACUUGAAGCUUUCUUUUGUGCUGACUGUGAGGAUCAUUACAGUUGGCCGAAAACAAGGCCUUUGUCACCAGCAUCGUCAUUUUCGCUGUCAAGUGCUGUCGACUUGCCUUGACACUUCUGUUUGGCGCCAAAUUUGAAACAACAACGUGCGCAUGCGUCGAGUGCGGAAUGGGAAGGAAGAUCGAAGACAGCAAAGAUCUAUGUGGAAGCCCAGGAAAAGAAUGGACGAUGGACUGUUAUGAUCAGCUGAGAAUUUGUCUCUUCAGCGAUGCGGAGAGGGAGUCACCCAGCCCCUCUCCGCCUACAACGCCGGAGCAUCUUGGUCAAGCUACAAAGCGUAGACGUCGUUACUACCCCAGCGAGACUAUUAUGCCAUGUACUCCUGCUCCACCAAGGUCAGCUUUGAGAACAACUUUUAUUCGAACUCCAGCCAAUGCCAUCAGUGAAAGUGCUGGAAGAUACCAUCAGGAAUUCGAGGAAAUGGACCAUAUUGGAUCUGGAGCAUUUGGAAGUGUGUAUAAGUGUAGGAAUCGCGUGGACAACGGGACGUAUGCUGUGAAAAAGUCCAAAUGUCCAAUUCAAGAUAUUUCUGAAGACGUCGCUGCUCUUAGGGAGGCUCGGACUCACCACCAAUUAUCGGCUCAUCCUCAUGUAGUCAGGUACUACAGCUCGUGGUUGGAGAACUUCCAUCUGUUUAUCCAGUUUGAGUACUGCAAUAGUGGCAGUCUCCAGGAUGCUAUUUUAGCGGAUGUGAAGUUCCAAGAACCUGAAGUCAAGCAACUCAUGUUGCAGAUCUCGCGUGGCUUGGCCCACAUUCAUGCGCACAACCUUGCUCAUCUUGAUAUUAAGCCGGGCAACAUCUUCCUGUGUCGCAGACCGAAUGGACCUUUGGCGUCACCUGCGUCUAAAGGAGAGUCGAGUCAUUUUAAGUUUCCCAUAUCACCUCCAUAUCCAUCUUCUCCCUCACCCGUAACUAUCGUAUCGCCCGGAUGUUCCUGCUGUUCUAGCUCAUCCGAAGAAUCCCUCCCCGCCAAUUGUAUCUGUAUCGAAAAAUGUGUCUACAAGAUCGGUGACCUAGGUCAUGCAAUGCGAACAGAUCUCUCAUCGGAACCAGCUGGUGUUGAUGAUGAAGGUGACGUUCGCUAUCUUGCGAAAGAGGUCCUCCAAGAUCAAUGCACUGAUCUGACGAAGGCGGACGUCUUCUCACUCGGCUUAAUGGCGUAUGAAGCAGCAGGCGGUGGUCCUUUACCAAAAGAGGGUGAUGAGUGGCAUGCGUUACGAAACGGUCAAUUACUGCACCUUUCCCAUCUCUCUAAGUCGAUGCACCAACUGCUUGUGUCUAUGACACAAAUUUCAUCCAUGCUUCGUCCGUCUGCAACAGACCUUUGCCAACAUAGCAUAUUAACGCUGGCGUUAUGCCGCUGUCAGUUCUGUGACCGACCGCCAAAGCGGAGACAUGUCGGUGGGCGCCGCUCCAAUCGUAGCUUCUCCCAUUGAUCACGGUAUCCGUGUUUUGGACUUCUUUUUUAUUUUUUUAUUUUUUUUUUCAACGUUUGCAAUCAAGAGCUGCACCAGGGAUGGAUUUAGGCUGUGUUUGAUAAUAAUGCUGUGCAUUUAGCCCCACCCCUAACUGCCCUCUCCAGGUGGUCAUGAAGUCAUAAGUAUUCUCUACAUGUCAUUAACUGCUUCCCAUCAUGCUAGUCAUGCAUCCAUCCAGUAUAAAACAUCAUAUGUUAUGCCCCAGCUCACGAUACUUCACAUAGGCAUCCUUUCAUUUGCAACGUUUCCAAGACACAGCCACCUGAACAAAAUUUCCCCAUAAGUACUGGUAGGUCUUUCUCACCUUGCUGCGUUUUAUUUCGGAUUUUCGUUAUCCUCACCGUCUUGAAUUCGGAUGUGUUUUAUGUUUGUAGCCUUUGCCCCAUUUCUGUACAUUGAUUAGUAGUUGUUGACGUUGACCCCAUUUUUCUACCUGUCACGCGCUCUAUGCCCCAAUGCUCAGUAUUUGUACUCAUCCACUAGCAUCAUUCUGCGCUUGGCAAGUGUCCGCGAGUGGCACGUACCCACAUCUGCUUCGGCGCUGUCAUUGUCAUCGUUGGUCAGAUCUGUUCACAGCCCUUUGAGCCUGUAACAGUUGCAAGCAGCGGUAUCUUGAAUUGAAAUGCGAUGAGGAUGCGCUUGGCUGGCUCUGAUUCCAGCCAUGCUUAAUUUGCCUGAUCCGCUGCCAUGCUUGCAUGAUAAUAUCCCAUUUUCUAUAUUUUUAUGAUAGCAUCUGCAGCCUGCUUGCUUGGUCCACGAUUUUAUAGUGUUUCUGGAAAAGCCAUGUUUUCACGACAUUAUUUUGGUGCAUGUUGAA